Messenger RNA from Danio aesculapii, 1268 nucleotides. RefSeq lists its product as uncharacterized. The record is from RefSeq and is a predicted model, not a curated record. NCBI's taxonomy places the organism in Eukaryota, Metazoa, Chordata, Actinopteri, Cypriniformes, Danionidae. Gene Ontology annotation, cellular component: mitochondrial inner membrane. The transcript has 5 exons. Gene Ontology annotation, molecular function: ribosome binding. The coding region runs from base 106 to 903 and encodes 265 amino acids. Gene Ontology annotation, biological process: protein insertion into mitochondrial inner membrane from matrix; inner mitochondrial membrane organization.
CAUAAGAGCUCCGGAAGCGACGGCGAGGACUGUUCGUCUGUCAUUCACAAGUUUUACAAUGACCAGUUCGUGAUUGGGCAAUUUCAAUUAUAAUGCGCGUGCGUGAUGCAACGAUUCGCGUGUUUGUCUGCACGUCGGGAACUCGCAUCUCUGGCCUGUCCGUGGAAUAGGAAUAGUUUGUAUCCUAAAUACGAGACUCUUUGCCAGCAGUGGUGGCAUCAGCGCGCGCGCGCUCAUGCCAUCUGCGUGACCUCUCCAGAGCGCGCAUGGCAUCACCUGCGCAGACGGUGUGCGCAGUUCAGCGUCCAUCAGCGCAGGUAUUACAGUAAAGAUACUGACAAGAAGGACUCUGGGCAUCCUGGCAUCACAGUGGUGGGCACACCAGACCCCAUACUGUGGAUCAGGAAUAAGGUCAUCUUGUUUUUAACCGAACUGUACUUUGGCUUGGAGUUCAAUGUGGAGUUUGACAAUGGUGUGAAACAGGCUGCGGUUCAUGUGUCUGACUUGCUGUCCAAAGGCAACUUUGAGGAGUUGAGGAGUGUGAUGUCCAGAGAGGCUGUAGAAAAUAUCAGAAAGAAAUGUAAAGCGCUCCCAGAGGCCCAACAAAGACAGCUUGCCAUUUCUCUUGACGACAUUAUAUUUGUUCUGCCUGAGGAUGUGUCUGUAUUCUUUGACCAGAGAGGCAGAAAGUUCAUCUACAUCACGAUGAGACUCUGGUAUCUGUCCAGCGCAGAUGUACCCGAGGAUCCUGAGGGGACCAGUAUCUUCAAGAUAGAUUUAACUGCAGAAGAAACUCAGAGGAAGAUCAUCACAGCUGUGUAUGAGUUUUAUCGCGAGUUGAGCGCUGGAGCGAAUCCAGAGUGGACGGUGACCCGCUUAUGGCACUGGAAACAACUAGAGUGAAGUAAAGACACAAUAAAACGGACCUUCCUGACUAAAACGAUGGCAUUUAUGGUGGUUUCAGCAUAUAUUUUUAUAAUUAUUGUUUGUUCAGCCAUUGUUGUACUGCAGUGCUUGAUUGACAGGUGAUUAUAUGCUUUGCUACAAAUACAAUUCACACAUUUUGACUUGAAUCGCAGCACUGACAACACAGUUUGCUAAUAAUGAGCAGAAGUCUGAUACAUUUCAGUGAACAGGCUCUUUUCAGACGGUUUGCUUCAUUGAACUGGUUCAAAUUAACCAUUUCAGUGAUUCGAUAGUGUCAUUUCUGACAGCUGCUCAUGACAAGUCAUGCUGAAAAAUAGAAAUAAAGCCAUAGUCAAUGAGAA